GGCAUCGGGCUCGACAAUCCAACUUGAACUGACCGGAAAUGAAAAUAAUGGAGGGAAAUAUAAGAAAUGAAACUUCAUAAGAAAUAUUGUUUAUAUUUUGAGCAGUUAGACUACAAUAUAUGAAUAAGAACUGCCAUGGCCACAGAAAAGAGGCAAAUGAUCCAUGGGGUGGAGGUAGUGUUCCCCUGUAAGCCGUACCCUUCACAGUUCAGUAUGAUGGAAAAGGUGAUUAAAGGAAUAGAGAGAAGAGAAAACUGCUUACUGGAAAGCCCUACAGGCAGUGGCAAAAGUUUGGCUCUAUUGUGCUCUGCUCUAGCAUGGCAGACUGCAGAAUACAACAAAAGGGAAAAAGAACUCUCAGAAUCGAGCGAAAAAGCAGACAGUAAAAAGAAUUGUACAUGUAUGUGUAGUGAAGAUGGCAAGGAAACUGCCAGCAAAGCUGCUGAAAAGAAGGCAAUAUCAAGUGUCUUGAAUGCUGUCUCUGCCAGUCCUUCAGCGUUUGAUGAUGAGGAUGAUGAUGACUUCAAACAGCCAGGGAGCUUUAGAACACCUGGAAACACAAAACAGAAUGCUAGGCCUUACGUGUCUAUUUCCUAUGAGACUUCCCCACCGGAAUGUGAGCAGUCCACCAAUAGUGGCUCCCCAGACACUAGCAAACCUUGUACGUGUGGAGCAGACUCAGCACCCAAGGCACGGAAGGUCCCCAAGAUUUACUUUGGAACAAGAACACACAAACAGAUUGCCCAGAUCAUCCGUGAGCUGAAGAAAACGGCCUACAGGGAAGUCAAAAUGACAAUUUUAGCCGCCAGGGAACAUACCUGUAUCCAUCCUGCUGUCAGUCAGAUGAAGGGCAAGAACGAAGGAUGUAAGGAGUUACUUGACGGGCCAGGCUGCAAGUUCAAUGAUCGCCUGAAGAGGAUGCCUGCCACACAGGACUACGUGAAGAAGCAAGGACUGACCGAGGCCUGGGACAUCGAGGACUUUGUGGGACUCUCCAAGAACAUCAAAGUUUGUCCGUACUUUGCCACCAGGGGGUUGAGGAGUGGAGCAGACAUUGUAUUUUGUCCCUACAACUACCUCAUAGACCCAGUCAUCAGGAAAUCAAUGGAGAUUAGUCUCAAAGACCAGGUGGUGAUCCUGGACGAAGCUCACAACAUGGAGGACACAUCUCGAGACUCAGCAGGCGAGAAAAUCGGGGACGAUGCCUUGGAGAAAGCCGUCAAUGAACUGGACGAGAUGAUUAAGUACGAGAUCCUAACAGCAGAACAUCUAAGAGUCAGGCAGUUGUGUGCGGGACUCCUAGGUUUGAUCAGAGACAACCAGGACAAUCUACAGAACAUGGACUUUGACCACGAGUACAAGUGCUGGUCCAGCUACGACAUUGUGGUCAGACUGGAGAAGAUUGGGGCUGGCCCCAAACACUUCCAGGACAUGCAGCAACACUUGAAGGCGGUGUUUGAGGAAGCCCUGGAUAAAGAAACCGUCGUCAAAGAUAUGUCGGGUCGCGUGGUCAAGAUCAGCAGCGCCACCUUACAGACCCUGGAGCACAUCGUUAAGGUGUUGACUUACCUGUACAAGGACAAUCUGAAGUAUGUCACAGAUUACAGAAUGGCUGUCGUCAAGGCAACCGUUUACACAAGGAAUCCGAACACUGAUGAUAUGUGGUUAAAUUCGAAAAGAAGAAGAGGAGGUCAAUCCAUGAUUCCAACAACUCAGCUAACCUUGAACUUUUGGUGCAUGAACCCAGGAGUGGCUUUCUCUGACCUGUCGGUCUGUAGAAGUGUGGUUCUGACCAGUGGUACCCUGUCACCCAUCAACUCCUUCGAGUCGGAGCUGGGCGUGCCCUUCCCCAUCAAACUGGAGGCCAACCAUGUGAUUGAGGACAAACAGGUGUGGGUGGGGGCUGUCGGUCAGGGGCCCCGGGGAGGGACUCUAGAGGCUGUGUACCGGUCCGUGGAGACCCUUCAGUUCCAGGACGAGUUGGGGGAUCUGGUCCUCAGAGUGUGCCAGCAUGUUCCCCAUGGAGUGCUAUGCUUUGUUCCCUCCUACAGUACCCUAAGUAAACUGAGAAAUCGCUGGGAGAUUACAGGUUUAUGGGAGAGGAUCAAAGAACAUAAGGAGGUGAUGGUGGAACCCCGCUCCUCAGAGAGAGUGGACUUUGAGGACAUCAUGAGGCAGUUCUAUGACUCGGUCAACAUGUUACAGGAUCAGACGGAGGGUAAGAAGACAGGAGCCCUGUUUGUGGCCGUGUUCCGGGGGAAAGUCAGUGAGGGGAUGGACUUCGCAGACAACUACGCCCGGGCUGUCAUCACUGUUGGAAUACCCUACCCCAACUCAAAGGAUGUUCAGGUGAAGUAUAAGCAGGAGUACAACAACAUGUACCGGUUAUCCCGCGGACUCUUGUCGGGGUCGGAGUGGUACGAUAUCCAGGCUUUCCGGGCACUGAACCAGGCCCUGGGACGCUGCAUCCGACACAGGAAAGACUGGGGAGCCAUCAUCCUUGUGGACAACAGAUUUGUCAGGAAUCAGAAUAAAGUUCAAGGUUUGUCAAAGUGGGUGAGGAGAAAAGUUCAUACGUACCAGACCUUUGAUUCUGCCAUCACUUCCAUAGAUAAGUUCACAAAGGACAGACAAGAAGACAUGCCUGUUGUCAACCCUGACACCUCCUUCAUCCCUGGGACCCCUGUCACUCCGGGUCAACAUCUUGGGUCACAGAUGACCUCGCCAAUCACUUCCACCCCCUACGGAGGAGGGUCAGAGACACCCGUAGGGAAGGGCUUCCUGUCGGACACUCCACUGAAAUCCAUUGUGAAGUCUCCUAACACUUUGUUAGGGUCCCCGGAACCAAGCCCACAAAGAACAGAUAACUGUGUGCUGAUGUCCCCUACUGAGGUUCACAAAAACCAUAAUUACCAGGACCUGGUUCAAAACAGACAAGUGGUUCAACCACAUGUGACCCAGAAUAACCAGAUGAGCCUUCCUAAUACACAACCCCUUGACCACAUGUCACAGAUAAUGAAGGUCAUUAACUCGUCCUGUGCUCCCAAAGACAAACCAUAUUACAUCAUUAUUGGACAAGGGACACCCCAGCAACAGAUGUAUCUGAUUGAACCCCCUACAAAACCAACAGUUAAGUCUAGUGGUAAAGUUGUUGUACCUCAGCUCAACGUAGGUAAGGGUCAGACUCCAAACAAGACCGGAGGUCAAGUGUGUGGAAAGGUCACAGGUCAAACAUACAGUACAUUGGUAGGUCCAGGUGAAGGAAAAGCUAAGGGUCAAAUUCAACAACAGAUUUUUUUUGGUCAAACCCCUAUGAAGAGUUUACUUCAAACAAGUGCAGCAUCAGUUACAAAACCAUCAAAAACUGUCUCUACAGGACCUCAAAAGCUGCAGCAAGAUUUAUCCAGUUCAACAGCUAAUGCUGAGUGUGUUAUAGAUCUUACUGAAAAUUCUAAGCUGCCAAAAGGGGACAUUGAGAACAAGAAAACAUCAGGUCAGAGUGGGCCAGUUUCACAAGCUUGUCAAGGAGAUGUUGCAGCAGUUCAGAAUGAGACGAGUUCUGCAGAGAAACCGAACCGGUUUUUCAAAUUCUGUAGCAUAAAUGAUCCUAGGAACCCAGAACCAAUUCUUAAAAGUGAGACCAAACCAGCUGAACCAGUCACUCCUGUGUUGUUUGGUGGAAACUCCCAGGAUGAAGACGUUGUAAAAUUGGACCCAACACCCAAAAAUACAAGUAGGAAACCACUGUUUCGAAAGAUGGAGAAGAACAUGGACAUGUCUAAUGAAGCAGUGCAUAGUGAUGAUAGCGAGAGAGAAUUUAAAAAUUCUAGUCAUGUUAGUAAAACGGCUGUGGCAGAAGAGGAAGUAGCAGGAAAAGAAGAGGACUGUACUUUGAGGACAAGAAGGGGUCCUCGAGGAGUGAAAAGGACAUCAGCCUCGAAAUCCAAUCUGAGGUUGUCCAAACGUAAGAAAGGGGUAGAGUUUUUGGAUGAGGAAGAGGACAGCAAGGAAAAUCAGACUCAAAAACAAGCACAACUUACCUGUAAAAAAUGUGGCCACAGUCUCAUCAGUCCGCUAGGGGAGCACGAAAAAAGGAAGAGAGUUCCUAAGUUUCUGGAGACAGCUGAGGUCUUUAAGAACAAGGCAGUCAUCUUUGUGUCUGACAAAGGAGAUAAAAUAAGUUUCCAGCCCUAUACAGUGGAAAAUGGGGGUCUUACGAUGAACAGUAUAUGGAGUGAGAAGGAGGGAUGCUGUGUCCAGUUUAUCGCAUGUAAAGGGUGUCACAAACGUGGCAAGCAAGAUCAGUUGAUUGGAGCAGAGAUUGUAUGUAUGGAGAAUCCUUCACAAGGAUUUCAGAAAGGACAGGUUUGGCUAAUUUCAGCAGCUGUUUCUAUAAAUGAUUGUUAAUGUAUUGGUCUUGUUAAUGUUACUUGUACAAUGUAUAUUACAGUUGUUAUUGAUAUACAAUGCAUGAGAGAAAUAAAAUCUUACAGAUCUCUAACCCUUUGACAGUUUAGUGGAUCAAAAUGGUUGUUUUUAGGGACCAUCUCAAAUUACAGUUACAUUUACUUUUGGAAUAUUUAGAAAUUUUCAAUUUUCUGCACUUAGAAGCAGAAUAUAAAAAUACUACAAUAGGGAUUUUUCUUAUUGUAGUCUUUGAUUAGCAAUAUCAUUUUCUACCUGAUAUGUAAGAAACAUAAGCAUUGGUCGAUUCUUUUUGUUGGAGUUAUGGGACAUUGACCACAAUAAUGACUCUGUUUUAUCCAAAAAUUGACCUUGUAAGCGCUCUCAUGCCUACAAAUUUUAAUGGAUUUUCAUUAAAUUUAUACCAAAUGUUUAUACCACUAAUACUUUGGUCAAGUUCGAAAAUCAGCAUUGGUCGAUACUUUUUGUUGGAGUUAUGGGACUUUGACCACAAUAAUGACUCCGUUUUAUCCAAAAAUUGACCUUGUAAGCACUCUCAUGCCUACAAAUUUUGACGGAUUUGCAUGAAAUUGAUACCAAAUGUUUAUACCUCUAAUAUCUUGGUCAAGUUCCUAAAUCAGCCUUGGUCGAUACUAGUAUACUGCUUGACUGGUGGGGGACCCAGGAAUUCUGUUCUUGUUACAUAGGAAUAUAUAGAGAAAAUCUUUAAAAAUAUUCUGGGAAAGUUUUUCGGUCCAAAACUCAGUACUUAGUGUGAAAGUACAGGUUAUGCAAAUUUAAGUUUGAUGAAACCAUGAUAUCCUAGAGAAAAGUGGGGCCACAAAAU
This is a messenger RNA of Magallana angulata, 5251 nucleotides long. Its product is annotated as Fanconi anemia group J protein homolog. The transcript is spliced from 30 exons. The record is from RefSeq and is a predicted model, not a curated record. Gene Ontology annotation, molecular function: DNA binding; DNA helicase activity; hydrolase activity, acting on acid anhydrides, in phosphorus-containing anhydrides. Bases 136 to 4407 code for a protein of 1423 amino acids. NCBI's taxonomy places the organism in Eukaryota, Metazoa, Mollusca, Bivalvia, Ostreida, Ostreidae. Gene Ontology annotation, cellular component: nucleus. Gene Ontology annotation, biological process: nucleotide-excision repair; double-strand break repair involved in meiotic recombination.